Molecule: messenger RNA, 10928 nt
Organism: Linepithema humile (Argentine ant)
Lineage: Eukaryota; Metazoa; Arthropoda; Insecta; Hymenoptera; Formicidae
Source: RefSeq, a predicted model, not a curated record
AUGGUGGGUUUAAUAGUGAGACCAGAGUUGCCGGAAAAGGACGUAGAUCUGAGCGAUGAUAAGGACAUCAAUAGAUAUUAUUAUUACAUUUGCAAUGGAGUCGACACGAUUCACACGGCAGGCAUCGAGGAAGACUUCAUUAAAGCGAUACUCGCUCUGGUUCCUAGCAACUUGCGCGAUCGGUUUCCCGAUUUUAUCAAUAAUUUGAUGACCGAAAUCAAGGAGGAUUUUACAAAAAACAUCAAAAAAGCCAUUGUCGAAUUUGCACUCAUCGAUCCUUCCAAAGAGCAUCCUUCUGAGGAACGAUGCAUCCAGCUGGAUUUGCGGAAGCAGAUAAAGCAGUGUCGCGAAAUCCUUCGCCUGGAUCUGUAUCUAAUAAAUCCGUGCAUGCGAAUGACUCUGGAGCAGUGGGUUCGUGAUUACAGGCAGUUUCGUCUGUUCGAUUUGGAGCACAUCGCCGCGCACGAGGACAGUUGGGAUAUCUGUGAAUUUUGCUUGACGGUUGUACAAUAAAUAAUAAACCUCUUGAAAGACAGGCCAGAAAUAUCUUAUUUUCUCUGGUUUUCUUUCAAGAAUAAUAGGAAGAAGCUGGUGCCUAGCCCGCUGCGACGUAAGCAAUUUAAACGGUUCUUCGACUGCGCUGCCAAGCUGAUGGAGUCGCAGCUUUUGGAGGCUUGCAAGCGCUCUCUGCGGGAUUUCGUUAAUUACAUCGUGGACGGCAAGCCCGUGGCUUGCCGCUUUAAAGUGAACAUUGUCGUCGCCGCCAAUGAGCUCGCCUUCGAGCCAUCCGUCGACAAAUUUAAGGAAUCGCUUUGCGACAUUCUCGACGCGAUAUGCGAAGCCGUGAGGAAUUUCGAAAGAUUGGAGACGCAGCUCUACCUUGACUGGGCGGGUCCACUAGAAUUCCUUAAGCCGCAGAUAUCGCAGCCCGUCGUCGAGCAGCUGAAGACGCAGAUAGAUCGGCUAAUCGAUCACGAAAGGGUAAUUCCGGAGCAAAGGAUGGCGGAUUUGAGAAAAUAUGCGUAUCUCUACGACGACGAGGAGCUUGGUCGAGCAGAGGCCUUCCUGCGCGGCGAGAGCAGGAAGCUGGAGGAAUACGAGGGGAAAAUUAAGCGCUAUCACGAACUCGUCGGCCAAAUUCCGAUCGAGGUUGAGAGGACGGUCUUCGCAGGUUUCUUCGAAGUCUCUCACGCGCCUUUCGUUAACGCCGUUGUGGAGAACGUCGAGCACAUCAAGGGACUUUUGAUUCACCGCCUUGUCGAUAAAUAUCAGACUACGACAAAGAACGUCAUAGCGGAAUACGAGGCGAUAUCCGAGCAAGCCCUGACCCCACCUCCCAAUACCGCAGCUCUGAUGAAGCUCAUCAAGUUCGUUCAAACUACCAGUGACGUCACUUUAAAGAGCCUGGAGCUCAGGCUGCUGGACGUGAUUGAGCACAUCGCGUUUCUGUCGGAUUACUGGCUACUCACGGAGGGCGAGAUAAGUAACAACAGCACGGCCUUCCAAUGGUAUCACAGAAUGCCCCAGAUCCUCGAGGACAAUCGGCUGAUCAUCGAGAACAAGACGCAGGAGUAUCAGGGUGCAUUGAGAGUCAGAUAUCAGAAGUUCGAGGAGGAGCUGGACAUGUACGUGAAACAAGUGGAAGAGGUGCAGUAUUGGGGCGACAUCGAUGACGUGUACCGAUACCAGCGCAAGGCGCAAACUUUGGACAAUCGGCUGAUUGCCGCAAUGGACAAGAUUGACAAGUUCAAUGAGGAAGAGGCCGCGUUCGGCUGGGAGAUUACGCAGUACCCCCUGCGAAAGCGCAUUGCCGACCGCUUGCAGCCCUUCAAGAAGCUCUUCGACAGUGCUUGCGAAUUCCUGACCAAAUACGACAAGUGGAUCAACAGCACAAUCGGCGCGUACAAUCCCGAGGACAUCGACAGCGACGUGGGACAAUAUUACAGAGUGCAGCCGCAUCUGAAAAAGUGCUUCGAAGGCAUAGCUCGACUGAGGUUCAACGAAGACCUCGAAGUGCUAGCGAUGCGGUCGACGGAAGGCGAGGAAGUCGAAAUCCUGGAGAUCAUAUCCACUUCCGCCGCCAGGGGGCAAGUUGAGAAGUGGUUGAUCGAGUUAGAAUCGGAGAUGCGGAAGAGCGUCCGCCAUAUGGUGCACCAGGCGAUCCUGGCGUAUCACACGAAGAAAAGAACUGUCUGGGUCCUUGAGUGGCCCGGUCAGACGGUGCUAUGCAUCGGUCAGACAUACUGGACGCAACAGGUCGAAGAGGCCAUGCUCAAGGGAGUAGCCGGUCUGAAGAAAUACUUGGAUCAGUGCCAGAACGAGCUGAACGACAUUAUCUUGCUGAUCAGAGGAUCCCUCUCGAAGCAGAAUCGCAUUACUUUGGAGGCGUUGGUCACUCUAGAUGUUCACAGCAAGGACGUUCUUACGGAAUUAUACAGAGAGCAAGUGGUCAAAAAUACCGACUUCAGGUGGCUGUGCCAGCUUAGAUAUUACUGGAUGGGCGACAACAUGCUGGCGUACAUGAUCAAUUCGUACAUACGCUACGGCUACGAGUAUCUCGGCAACACGUCACGCCUGGUGAUCACGCCGCUGACGGACCGCUGCUAUCGCACUCUCUUCGGCGCUUUGAGCCUGCAUCUCGGUGGCGCGCCCGAAGGACCGGCCGGUACCGGCAAAACGGAGACCACGAAGGACCUCGCGAAGGCCGUGGCGAAACAGUGCGUGGUGUUCAACUGUUCGGAGGGCCUCGACUACAUCGCGCUCGGCAAGUUCUUCAAAGGCCUCGCUUCGUGCGGCGCCUGGUCCUGCUUCGACGAAUUCAAUCGCAUCGACCUGGAGGUACUGUCAGUCGUCGCACAGCAGAUCCUGACGAUUCAGUGCGCGAUCAAUGCCGGCGCCGAGAAGAUGACGUUCGAGGGCACCGAGAUCUAUCUCGAUCCCACCUGCGCGAUCUUCAUCACGAUGAACCCGGGCUACGCCGGCAGAACCGAGCUGCCGGACAACCUGAAGGCGCUCUUCCGCCCGGUCGCCAUGAUGGUGCCCGAUUACGCGCUCAUCGCGGAGAACACUUUGUACUCUUACGGCUUCUACAACGGCCGACCGCUGGCCGUGAAAAUCGUCACCGCUUACAAGCUUUGUUCGGAGCAGCUCAGUAGCCAGCAUCAUUACGAUUACGGAAUGCGAGCGGUCAAGUCCGUGCUGAUCGCCGCCGGCAACCUAAAGCUGCGCUAUCCUCAAGAGUCCGAGGACAUCUUGAUGCUGAGGAGUAUCCUAGAUGUCAAUCUGCCCAAAUUCUUGGUCCACGAUCUGCCGCUUUUUGAAGGAAUAGCGUCGGAUCUGUUUCCCGGCGUAAUAUUGCCGACGCCGGAUUACACGCACAUCAAUGCGUGCACGCGUGAAGCCUGCGCCGCGGCGAAUCUGCAGUGCACGGAUUUCUUCCUGCAGAAGAUCCAGCAGAUUUACGAGAUGAUGAUCGUGCGUCACGGUUUCAUGAUCGUCGGUCUGCCGUACGGCGGCAAGACUUCGGCGUACAGGAUGCUGGCGGAUUGUCUCGGCCGUCUGGAGGACCGCCAGCUGAUGGACGAGCAUCGCGUCGAGAUCACCGUCAUCAAUCCCAAGGCCAUCACUAUGGGCCAGUUGUACGGCCAGUUUGAUCCAGCCUCGCACGAGUGGAGCGACGGUGUUCUGGCAGUGGCGUACCGAGCCUUUGCCAGUUCCACUAAUUUGAACAGAAAGUGGCUCGUCUUUGACGGACCAGUGGACGCUCUCUGGAUCGAGAACAUGAACACUGUGUUGGAUGACAAUAAAAAGCUCUGUCUCACUUCUGGCGAGAUUAUCCAGCUCGCGCCCACGACGAAUCUGAUCUUCGAGCCCAUGGAUCUGGAGGUUGCGUCGCCCGCUACGGUAUCGCGAUGCGGCAUGAUCUACAUGGAACCGGUGAGCCUCGGCUGGACGCCGCUUUUGAUCUCGUGGCUGAACACAUUGCCGGCCACUUUUGGCGAGCGCAUGAAGAGCCACUUGAAGGACAUGUAUCUCCGAUUUUGCCCGCCUCUAUUGCAUUUGAUCCGCCGCUGCGGCGCAAAGGAAAUGGUAACGAUGCCGGAUGCUAAUCUUACGCGCUCGGUUAUGCAUCUGUUCGACUGCUUUCUGGAUGAUUUUCACGAUGAAAAGUAUGUAGGUGCGCUUUCGGACUUGGACAUGAGAGCGCAAGUAGAAGGCAGCUUUUUCUUCUCGUGCAUUUGGGCGAUGGGCGUUACGCUGAUGGUCGACUACCGCGAGUGGUUCAGCGUGCUCUUUCGAGCAUUGGUAAACACCAAAUUCCCAGAAGACGUGCGGAAGCGCUUCGACAUCCCGCCGGAAGUCGGCGAUCCGACAAAGCCCUACGUGCUCCCUCCGCCGUCCGCCGGUUCAGUCUUCGAUUACAAGUUUAUUAAGGAAGGUAGAGGCAGAUGGCAGUCCUGGCUCGCGGAUCUGAAGGAUUUACCACCAAUCCCGAGAGACGUGCCGGUGAACCAGAUCAUCGUCUUCACGGUGGAGACCGUGAGAUACUUUCAUCUCUUCCGGCACCUCGUCUGCCAUCACAAGCCGAUCCUUCUGGUCGGCCCGACUGGCACCGGCAAGUCUGUCUACAUCAUGGAGUUUCUACUAAAAAGAAACAACCCCGAAGUCUUCAAGCCGCUGUUCGUGAUAUUCUCGGCGCAGACCACGGCGAAUCAGACGCAGGACAUCAUCAUGAGCAAGCUGGACCGUCGGCGAAAAGGUCUGUACGGUGCCCCUCCCGGCCAGUACUGGGUGGUCUUCGUGGACGACGUAUCUAUGCCGCAGCGGGAAGUGUUUGGCGCGCAGCCACCGAUCGAGUUACUGCGCCAGUGGCUGGACCAUCAGACCUGGUACGAUUUGAAAGACGUAGUGCCCAUUAGACUGAUAGAUGUCCAGCUGAUUUGCGCAAUGGGCCCGCCCAUGGCCGGUCGCGACGUCACGCCGCGCUUUAAGCGGCACUUCGUCACGCUGACGAUCCCCGAGUUUGACGACGAUGUCCUCAUCACCAUCUUCGGCCAGAUCACCGCCUGGCACUUCGCCGUUCGAGGCUUCCCGGCGCUCUUCGAUCCCUGCGUGGAUUACGUGGUCCACGGCACUCUCGAUAUAUACAAAGAGACCAGGAAGUACCUGUUGCCGACACCCGCCAAAUCGCAUUAUCUGUUUAAUCUGAGGGAUUUCUCGCGAGUUAUUCAAGGCGUGCUGCUUUCAACUCCCGAAGCCAUUCCUGAUUCGGUCUCCAUGAAGCGUUUGUGGGUUCACGAGGUGCUGCGCGUCUACGGAGACCGAUUGGUCGACGAGGCCGACAGUAGGUGGCUGGUGGAACAAAUUCGGAAAACCAUGAGAGAGUACAUGGACGACGAUAUGGAUCAUCUCUUCGAGGACUUAAUGGAUGAGCCUGGCAUGCAGCUGACGGAGGUACAAUUGCGGAAUCUCAUCUACUGCGACUUCCACAAUCCGGUCGCUGAUCAGAAGCGGUACACGGAAAUUAGCGACUGGGACGCGCUUGCCGUCGCGGUGGAAGAAUAUCUUGCGGAGUACAACGAGAUCUCGAACACGCCCAUGGAUCUCGUGCUCUUCAGAUUCGCCAUAGAACAUCUCUCAAAAAUCUGCCGAGUGAUGAUGCAGCCACGCAGCCACGCUCUUCUGGUCGGCAUGGGCGGUUCCGGUCGGCAGUCUCUGACAAAAUUGGCAUCGCACAUAUCCGACUACGAGCUCUUCCAGGUGCAGAUAUCCCAGUUGUACGGCAUGCACGAAUGGCACGAGGAUCUGAAGAACAUUCUGCGAAAGAGCGCCGCGAGCGACUUGCACACGGUCUUCCUCUUCAUGGACACGCAGAUCAAGGAGGAGGCCUUCCUGGAGGACAUCAGCAAUCUCCUCAACUCUGGCGAGGUUCCUAAUCUCUUCGUGGCUGAAGAGAAGUCCGAGAUCUGCGAAAAAAUGCGUAUCAUCGAUCGGCAGAGAGACAGGGCCUUGCAGACGGACGGCAGUCCGGUGGCGCUCUUCAACUUCUUUGUGCAGACUGUGCGCGAGCACUUACACAUCGUGGUGACGAUGUCGCCGAUUGGUGAUAGCUUCCGCACGCGGAUCCGCAAGUUCCCGGCGCUCGUCAACUGCUGCACCAUCGACUGGCUGCAGCCGUGGCCGGAGGACGCGUUGCUCGCGGUCGCGACAAAGUUCCUCGGCGAGAUCGACAUGCCGCAGGACGAGCGUCGCGCCUGCAUCGAGAUGUGCCAGUACUUUCACACGUCGACGCACGACCUGACACAAGACUUCCUGCGCCAGCUGCGACGUCACAAUUACGUCACGCCGACGUCCUACCUGGAACUCAUCAACACAUUCAAGGAUCUGCUGGAUCGAAAGAGGAAGGAAGUGCUGGAGGGCAAGAGAAGAUACGAGGCGGGCCUCGGCAGGCUCGACGAUACGCGCAAAGAAGUCAGCAGGAUGCAAGAAAUUCUGGUAGCUCUGCGGCCGAAGUUGCUGAUCGCCGCGAAGGAUGUCGAAGGUAUGUUCCUGGAUGUGCAGCGUGAGAACGAAGAAGCCAGCAUGAUGGAGCAGGUCGUUAAAAAGGACGAGGAAGCUGCUAUGAUCGUCGCAGCGGCCGCCGAAGAGAUUCGCGCCGAGUGCGAUGCGGAUCUUCAGGAAGUAAUGCCGAUACUGAAUGCGGCGAACGAAGCUUUGAACACGUUGACUCCGCAGGACAUCCAGAUCGUCAAAUCCAUGAAACGGCCGCCGGCCGGCGUGCGGUUGGUCAUGGAAGCUGUUUGCAUACUGAAGGACGUAAAACCGGAGAAGGUGCAAGGACCAGAAGGUCCAAUGGACGACUACUGGAAGCCGUCACUUCGCAUUCUCGGUGACAUACGCUUUCUCGAAUCGCUGCUGAACUACGAUAAGGACAAUAUUCCAGAGCGAAUUAUGACUAACAUUCGCACGACGAUUUUGACGAAUCCGAACUUCGAUCCGGAACGCAUCAGGCAGGUGUCCACCGCGUGCGAGGGUCUCUGCCGCUGGGUGUUCGCUCUUUCGGAAUACGACAAGGUCGCUAAAGUAGUGGCGCCGAAGAGGCAGGCGCUAGCCGAGGCUCAGGCCGAUUACUCCGCGGCGAUGGAACAGCUGAACCUGAAAAGGAAGCAGCUGCAGGAGGUCCGAGAGAGGCUAGCACGGCUGGAGACGCUUUUGGCGCAACGAAGAGCUGAAUAUCAGGCGAUGACUGACGAGGUGAAGGAGUGCGAGGAAAAGCUGAGGAGAGCCGAGGAGCUGAUCGGCGGCCUCGGCGGCGAGUACACCAGAUGGUCUGAGACCGCCAAGUCGCUUGGAGAACGGUAUCACAGGUUGACAGGCGACAUCCUGAUCGGUUCUGGGGUGGUGGCGUACCUCGGCGUUUUCACAAUGCAAUAUCGACAGCGGCAGCUGGAGAACUGGGUGGCGUUGUGCACAAAUCUGAAGAUUGUCUGCACUCAGGAUUUCCAGCUCACGCAGGUGCUGGGCGAUCCGGUGCUCAUCCGCUCGUGGAACAUCUUCGGUCUGCCGAGCGAUCUGUUUUCCAUCGACAACGCCAUCAUCGUCACAAGCUCGCGCCGCUGGCCGCUGAUGAUCGAUCCGCAGGGUCAAGCGAAUAAGUGGGUGAAAAAUAUGGAGAAGGCGGCAAACCUAAAUAUUAUCCGGCUCACGCAGCCGGAUUACAUGAGGAUCUUGGAAAACGCCGUGCAGUUCGGGCAGCCGGUACUGCUGGAGAAUAUUGGCGAAGAGCUGGAUGCGGCUUUGGAGCCGCUGUUGAUGAAGCAAACUUUUAAAUCUGGCGGCGCGCUCUGCAUCAAAAUCGGCGACAGCAUCAUUGAGUAUUCUGAGAAAUUUCGGUUUUACAUAACUACGAAACUGCGGAAUCCGCAUUAUCUGCCGGAAGUGGUGGUGAAGGUAACCUUGCUGAACUUUAUGAUCACUCCAGUCGGCCUGGACGAUCAGCUUUUGGGUAUAGUCGUCGCGAAGGAAAGGCCGGAUCUCGAGUCCGAGAAGAAUCAACUGAUUGUUCAAGGAGCGGCUAACAAAAAAAUGUUAAAGGAGAUAGAGAAUAAGAUUUUAGAGGUGCUGUCCGCGUCUAAGGAGAAUAUCCUUGAGGAUGAAAGAGCCAUCGCUGUGUUGAGCUCCUCGAAGAACCUGGCCAACGAGAUUCAGACUAAACAGACUGCUGCCGAGAUUACGGAGAAGUCCAUCGACGCUGCGAGAUUGCAGUACACGCCAAUUGCAGUCUACAGCACUGUUCUCUUCUUCACGAUUGCCAUGCUGGCGAACAUCGACCCCAUGUACCAGUACUCCCUCGCCUGGUUCGUCAACCUCUUCAAGAACACGAUCGACAAUACGCCGCAGGUGGAGGGCAUACAACAGCGUCUCAAGGAUCUCACCAGAUGCUUCACCUACUCCCUGUAUGUCAACAUAUGUCGCUCGCUCUUCGAGAAGGACAAGCUGCCCUUCUCGCUCCUGCUGUCCGUGAACUUGCUGAACAAGCAGGGCCAGCUCUCGACGGUCCAGUGGAUGUUCCUGCUGACCGGCGGCGUCGGCCUCGAGAAUCCCUUCGUCAAUCCCACGGAAUGGCUGCCAACACGGUCCUGGGACGAGUUGUGUCGGUUGGACGCCGUGCCAGGAUUUGCGGGAAUAAAGGAUUCGUGUACGCGCAGUAUCGACGAGUGGAAGAGGGUGUUCGAUCACAAGGAACCUCACACCAUCCCCUUCCCCGCGCCUUGGAAUAAACUGAGCAGCUUCGAAAGAAUGCUGGUGCUACGUUGCAUUCGUCCCGACAAAGUCGUGCCGGCGGUGCAAUUAUUCGUCCAAAAGCAAUUGGGACGUCAGUUCAUCGAGCCGCCGCCCUUUGACCUGACGGCCUCUUACGCGGACUCGCACUCCUGCAUCCCGCUGAUAUUCGUUUUGACGCCCGGCGCGGAUCCUAUGGCGAUCCUGCUGAAAUUCGCCGACGAUCAGGGCUUCGGCGCCAGCAGGCUGUUCUCGUUGUCCCUGGGCCAAGGGCAGGGCGCCAUCGCCGAGGCUCUCAUCGACGAAGGCGUGAAAAAUGGAACUUGGGUGGUGCUGCAAAACUGCCAUGUCGCCAAGAGCUUCAUGCCCGUCUUGGAAAAAAUAUGCGAGGGCUUCACGAAGGAGACGGUGCACCCCGACUUCCGGCUGUGGCUGACGAGCUAUCCAUUCGAGCACUUUCCGGUCAGCGUCCUGCAGAACGGCGUGAAGAUGACGAACGAGCCGCCGAAAGGACUGCGCGCGAACAUUACGCGAUCCUUCAACCAGGACCCGAUAUGCGAUCCCGACUUCUUCGACACGUCGAAGCAGCGCGAGACCUUUAAGCAGCUGCUCUUCUCGCUGUGCUUCUUUCAUGCCGUCGUGCAGGAGCGCCGGAAGUUCGGGCCGAUCGGCUGGAACAAUCAGUACGAGUUCAACGAGACGGAUUUGCGUAUUAGCGUGCUGCAGCUCAAGAUCUUCCUCGAUCAGUACGACGACGUGCAGUUCACCGCGUUGAAGUACCUGACAGGCGAGUGCAAUUACGGCGGUCGCGUGACUGACGAAUGGGACCGGCGUACCUUGAACACAAUCCUCGCGCGGUUCUAUCACGAGGACGUGGUCCAGGCCGACCGGAAAUACCUGUUCGAUCCCAGCGGCCUUUAUUACGUGCCGUCGGUCAGCGAGUACGGUCAAUUCUUGGAUUACGUGAGAGAAUUGCCGAUGAUCACCGCGCCCAGCGUCUUCGGUAUGCAUGAAAACGCCGAUAUUAUCAAGGAUCAGCAAGAAACGUACUUAAUGUUGUCCUCCGUCCUAGUGACGCAGAACGCCGAGGAGUUCAAAGACACCAGCGGCCAGGCUGAAGUGGAUCCCGGAAAAUCGCCGGACGAGAUCGUCUACGGUGUUUCGUCCGACGUUUUGUCGAUGUUGCCACAGGAUUUCGAUUUAACGGCGGCGCUGAAUAAAUAUCCUACAUUAUAUCAGCAGAGCAUGAACACUGUGCUGGUGCAGGAGAUGGGCAGAUUCAACAGGCUCCUGCAGACCAUCAGAGACAGCCUUGUGAAUAUCCAGAAGGGAAUUAAAGGUUUGGUAAUCAUGAGUCCUGAUCUCGAGGAGGUUUACUCGUCGAUCAUCAUCGGCAGGCUACCCAAGAUGUGGAUGCAAAACUCUUAUCCUUCGCUGAAGCCGCUCGGCAGCUAUAUACACGAUUUUCUAAAGAGGCUAAAUUUUUUGCAGACUUGGUACGUAGAAGGUCCGCCCAUGUCUUUCUGGAUUUCCGGUUUUUACUUUACACAAGCGUUUCUGACGGGCGCUCGGCAGAAUUACGCGCGAAAAUACUCCAUUCCCAUCGAUCUGCUGGUCUACGAUUUUUUCCCGUUGAAGGACACCGUUUUCGAAAAACCGCCGGACGAUGGAGUAUACAUUUACGGAUUGUUUCUCGACGGGGCUCGCUUCGACAUAACCACGAUGAAGCUUGACGAGUCCUUGCCGAAGAUCCUUUACGAUAUUGUGCCUUAUAUCUGGUUAAUGCCGGUGACGAAGGACCAGGUGCAGGAUGAGGGCACGUACACGUGUCCUGUCUACAAGACCAGCGAGCGAAAGGGCGUUCUGUCGACCACCGGCCACUCAACUAACUUCGUCAUCGCGAUCUGGCUGCCGACGUCGCAUCCGCCGGAGCAUUGGAUCCUGCGAGGCACCGCUAUGCUGUGCCAAUUGUCGGAAUAAUUCAUGAUCAAUCCUACAGUCGAGGAAGUUUUUAAACGACUGGAAAUUUUAACGAACUCAACAAAUACAAGCCACUGAUUUCAAGCAAGUAAAAAGAAAUAUGCAGUAAUGGUCUAUAAACAGCAUCAACUUUCGUCAUUCUCGGAACAAAUGAAAUAUCUAUAAUA